GAAUUUCACAGUAGAAGACGACCCGCCAUGUUUUGCUUAUCUAACUUUUCCUCCAUAACUAAAACUGUUGCUCAAGCCAACCUUCCCGAAAGCGAUUCAUCUUCCCCGCCCGCACGAAGCAAUGAUCCCAAAGCUCCACUUCUCUCCGCAAAAACCAUUCCUUUACCAAGAAAGAGACGCAGACCUUCUCCCCCACGGCCCACUGUAGUCCAAAUCGAACGCAUUGUCGGUGCCGGAAGCUUCCGCGACGGCCAGCCAGCGGAUCCGGACGUGAGGAAGUCCAUAUUUGACUUGUUCUUGGGCAAGAGAUUUGAGGGACCGGUGGAGAAGAAGCUGCGGGAGACUGGAGAGUGGCUAGUUAACAAUACCGAGCAAGAUUUCCGUUCAUCUGGAAAAAGGAUUCUGUUUUUUGUGUUGCAAUGGAUACUACCUAUUUGGGCUAUGUCACUCCUGAUAGCUUCUGGGGCGAUCAAGUUACCAUUCAACUCUCCUUUUCUUGAUGACUUGAUCAUGUAAUCAUAUAGUCCUCUCACCAAAGUGCAAUUACUCCAUAUUUAGAGUAAUCAAUCAGGAUUCAAGACUCUAUUGAGCCACUGUGCUGUCACUAUGCAGCAGGAUAUAAAAAGAAAUAUGAGAUGAGUGAAUCCCACUUAUUUUUCACCUGGUAAGUGGGAUUAACCUCUCUUAAUGUCUCUUUUUGUUUCCUGUUUCCUGGUGUAAUGCUUGGAUAGGAUCUAAAUCCGAACAGUCAACAUGUAUCACUUGUUGUACAUAUACCCUACGGAUCUCUUCUCUUAAGAAAAGUGUUCUCUUCGACUGGUUUAUGUUGGAAUAUAAUGGAGAAAAAUUGUACAUUAAGGUCAAGGAUGCACGCUUUAGUUCCAUGCAAAUCUGUUCAGCUUACAGAGAUGAAUAGAUGGAUUUACCUUUCCUUAACCACUCGAUAUUUUAUUCCUACAAAUAGUUUGGCUAAAUUUGUGAGGUGAGCAAGUAUUCAAAAGGUGAUGAAAGUAAUGUUUUGUACGAUGUC
Molecule: messenger RNA, 1030 nt
Organism: Neltuma alba
Lineage: Eukaryota; Viridiplantae; Streptophyta; Magnoliopsida; Fabales; Fabaceae
Product: probable NAD(P)H dehydrogenase subunit CRR3, chloroplastic
Exons: 3
Coding region: 28-516 (162 amino acids)
Biological process (GO): photosynthetic electron transport in photosystem I
Cellular component (GO): NAD(P)H dehydrogenase complex (plastoquinone); chloroplast thylakoid membrane
Source: RefSeq, a predicted model, not a curated record